Molecule: messenger RNA, 1599 nt
Organism: Diceros bicornis minor
Lineage: Eukaryota; Metazoa; Chordata; Mammalia; Perissodactyla; Rhinocerotidae
Gene: PSAPL1
Product: prosaposin like 1
Exons: 1
Coding region: 31-1599 (522 amino acids)
Biological process (GO): sphingolipid metabolic process
Cellular component (GO): lysosome
Source: RefSeq, a predicted model, not a curated record
CACAUUGGAGCCACCGAGGCACCACGCAGCAUGCCCCGGGCCCUGCUUCUCCUGCUCGGCCUCCUGGGCGCCGCCCUGGCCAGCCCCACCUCUGGCCCCCAGGAGUGUGCAAAGGGCUCAGCAGUGUGGUGUCGGGACCUGCAGGCAGCAACAAGGUGCGGGGCCGUGGGGCACUGCCAAAGUGCCGUCUGGAGCAAGCCCACCGCCAAGACCCUGCCCUGCGACGUGUGCCUGGACGUGGCAGCCGCCGCCAGCAGCGGGCUGAACCCCGACACCACGGGGACCGACAUCCUGGCUUUGGUGAUGAAGACCUGUGAGUGGCUCCCCAGCCAGGAGUCUUCAGCCAAGUGCAAGGGCAUGGUGGACACCCACCCCUCAGCCGUCCUAAGCAUGCUUGGUGGGGCGCCGGGCAGCACCCCGGCUCAGGUGUGUGCUGCGCUCACCCUCUGCCAGCCACUACAGGGGCACCCGGCCACCCCAGGGCUUCUCUCUGAGAAGGACGUGUCUGACGUGGUGGCCCCAGUCAUGGCCAAUGGGCCCCUCAGCUUCUACCCUCCACAGAUUCCAGAGAGUGUUGUGUGCCAGGACUGUGUCCAGCUGGUCACCCAGCUCCAGGACGUGGUGGGGUCCAACUUGUCCAGCUUGGCAGAAGUGACCACGCAGGAGCAGUGUGAGUCCCUGGGGCCGGGCCUGGCUCUCCUCUGCAAUAACUACCUCCGCCAGAUUUUUGCCCCUGCUGAGCAAACGCUGAGGCUUGUCCCGCCACAGGAGACCUGCAGGAAGGGGGGCUUCUGUGAGGCACUGAAGGAACCUGCCCGCCUGGCUCACGUGGCUGCUGUGGACGGCAUCCCUUCCCUGGAGCCAGUGUCCCCGAGGAAGAAGAGCGUGGUCCAGAUGAAGGCCAGCCUGACCUGUGAGGUGUGUCUGGAAGUGGUCCAGGAGCUGGACCAGUGGCUGGAAUCCAACAGCACGGAGACCAUGAUCAGCCACGCCCUGGAGCGCGUGUGUUCAACGACGCCGGCUUCCUUGGUCCAGCAGUGCGUCACCUUGGUGGACACCUACAGCCCCUCCUUGGUGCAACUCGUCGCCAGAGUCACCCCAGAAAAGGUGUGCAAGGCCAUCCGGCUGUGUGGGAGCAGGCGGCGGGCCCGGGCAGUCCACGAGGCCCUUGCAACCAUGCCGUCCCCCCUGCUGGGCAAGGAGAACCAGGGUAGCAUCUGCGAUGGGUGCAAGAGGCUGCUUGGCGUGUCUGCCCACAACCUGGAGCGUGAGAUCACCAAGCGCAAGAUCCUGACGGCCUUCCGGGGCGGCUGCAGCAUCCUGCCACUGUCCUUCCUGAUGCAGUGCAGACGCCUCAUCAAUGAGUACGAGCCCCUGCUCGUCGAGAGCCUCAUGGAGAUGAUGGACCCCGUGGCCCUGUGCACGAAGAUGGGCGCCUGCCAGGCCCCCAGGACGCCACUGCUGGGCACGGACCAGUGCGUCAGGGGCCCGAGCUUCUGGUGCAAGAGCCCGGAGGCGGCCGAGAUGUGCGGUGCCGUGGAGCACUGCCAGCGCCACGUGUGGAAAGAGACGCCCUUCCGUGUGGGAGAGCAAGCGUGA